AUGGACGCACACGGCUUCGUCAUGGUCAAGGCUGAGCCUCUGCCCGAGGGCACCCCCAUCGUGCAGGGCUACGACUUCAACAAGGGUCUGGACUACGAGGCUCUGAUGGCCUCUCUGAAGACCACGGGCUUCCAGGCCACCUCCUUCGGCCAGGCCGUCGACGAAGUCAACCGCAUGUUGCGGUGGUCGCUCAACGACGAGCCGGUGACGGAGAAGGACGACGAGGAGAGCCGGGACCCGGAGUACCGCAAGGGGGUCAAGUGCACGAUCUUCCUGGGCUACACGUCCAACAUGAUCUCGUCGGGCGUGCGCGAGAUCAUCCGCUACCUGUGCCAGCACAAGCUCGUCGACGUCAUCGUCUCCAGCGCCGGCGGCAUCGAGGAGGACUUCAUCAAGUGCUUCGCCCCCACCUACUGCGUGGGAGACUUCAGCCUCGAUGGAUGCGCCCUCCGCCUCAAGGGACAGAACCGCAUCGGCAACCUGAUCAUCCCCAACGAGAACUACGUCAAGUUUGAGGAGUGGAUUCUGCCAGUCCUCGACGCCAUGGUGCUCGAACAGAAGGAGAAGGGUGAGAUCUGGAGUCCGUCGAAGAUGAUCAGCCGGUUCGGCAAGGAGAUCAACAACCCCGAGUCCGUUUACUACUGGUGCUGGAAGAAUGACAUCCCCGUGUUCUGCCCGGGCCUGACCGACGGUUCGAUUGGCGACAUGAUCUACUUCCACUCGUACCAAAACGAGGGCCUCAUCGUCGACAUUGCGCAGGACAUUCGCGGAAUCAACAACAAGGCCGUGUACGCCAAGAAGUCGGGCAUGAUCAUCCUCGGCGGAGGUCUCAUCAAGCACCACAUUUGCAACGCCAACCUCAUGCGCAAUGGCGCCGACUACACAGUGUUCAUCAACACCGGCCAGGAGUUCGACGGCAGUGAUUCGGGCGCGCGUCCCGAUGAAGCCAAGUCGUGGGGCAAGAUCCGCUACGACGCCUCCCCGGUCAAGAUGUACGCCGACGCGUCGAUGGUGUUCCCGCUCCUGGUGGCCGAGACCUUCGUCAAGCAUCAGCUCAAGAAGACCAAGGAGCAGCAGCAGCAGGAGGAGGGCGCCAAGGCCCAGUAA
Acanthamoeba castellanii str. Neff is the source of this 1107-nucleotide messenger RNA. RefSeq names its product deoxyhypusine synthase. Gene Ontology annotation, molecular function: deoxyhypusine synthase activity. Gene Ontology annotation, biological process: peptidyl-hypusine biosynthetic process. The record is from RefSeq and is a predicted model, not a curated record. Lineage: Eukaryota; Discosea; Longamoebia; Acanthamoebidae. The transcript has 9 exons. Gene Ontology annotation, cellular component: cytoplasm. Bases 1 to 1107 code for a protein of 368 amino acids.